This is a messenger RNA of Striga hermonthica, 2094 nucleotides long. The record is from the annotation of a GenBank genome assembly. Lineage: Eukaryota; Viridiplantae; Streptophyta; Magnoliopsida; Lamiales; Orobanchaceae.
AUGGAUGCCAUUACUGCAAAAGUAUUUCAUCUCUCAAAGACCUUGAGCAACACGACAAAGUCCCUGAAGCAAAUUCAGAUACUCCAUCAGAAAACCAUCUCUCUCGGCCUACAGAACAACACAUCCCUAUGCAAAAACCUCAUAAAUCUAUACGUCUCGAUCGGCGCCCAUCAAUCCGCGGAAUCAAUUUUCAAGAAUAUCGAAAGCCCAUCGGACAUAACGCUAUGGAACGGAUUAAUGUCGGCCUACGCGAAGAAUUCCAUGUUUUCUGAGGUAUUUUCUCUGUUCGAAACCCUCUUACAGAACCCUCAUCUGAGACCCGAUAGCUACACGUACCCGAGCUUACUGAAAGCUUGCGGCGGGUUGAAGAGAGUGGAUUACGGUGAAAGGGUCCAUACCCAUUUGAUAAAAACCGGGUCUUUAUCGGACGUUGUUGUCGCCAGCUCGUUAACCAGUCUCUACGCGAAAUGCAGCGUAUUUAGUUCCGCCGUGAAGCUGUUCGAUGAAAUGCCGUACAGAGAUUUACCCUGUUGGAAUAACGUGAUUUCGUGUUAUUACCAAAGUGGGCAGUGGGAGAAGGCUUUGGAAUAUUUCGAGAGGAUGAAGCGAACGGGUUUGAGGCCCGACUCAGUAUCGUUUACAACCGCGAUUUCUGCUUGCAGCAGGUUAUCGGAUUUGGAAAAAGGAAGGAAAAUUCACGAGGAGGUUUUGAGUAGCGGGCUUGUAAUGGAUGCUUACGUGAGCUCCACUCUCAUCGACAUGUACGGAAAAUGCGGAUGCUUGGACAGAGCUAAGGAGAUUUUCGACAAAAUUAGUGAUAGAAGCUUGGUUUGUUGGAACUCGAUGAUCGGUGGUCACAGCCAGGCUGGAGAUAGCGCCUCGUGCAUUCGUCUUUUAGCAAGAAUGAACCGAGCGAAAGUCAGACCCAGCUUGACUACUGUUAGCACCAUCUUAGUGGCUUGCGCGAAAUCUGCUCAAUUGCUGCAUGGAAGAUUUGUUCACGGUUAUGCCAUAAGAAAUAACUUAUUCGGUGAUGUCUUUGUCGAGAGCUCUUUACUCGACUUUUACUUCAAGUGUGGUUGUGUUGCAACAGCUGAGAAAGUUUUCAAUUUGAUGCCGAAAUCAGAAAUAGUCGUUUGGAAUGUUAUGAUCUCGGGCUAUGUAUCUUCGGGUACCUACCUUGAAGCACUUGAAACAUACGAUCAGAUGAGAGUAGAAGGCGUAAAACCGGACGCAAUUACCCUCACCACUCUCCUCUCGGCUUGUUCGCAAUUGGCCGCUUUAGAAAAAGGCAAAGAAUUCCACACGCACAUUAACGAAAAUCGGUUAAACUCGAACGAAGUGGUAAUGGGAGCCCUUCUCGAUAUGUACGCCAAAUGUGGGGCCGUAAAUGAAGCUGUGCUCGUAUUCAAUCAACUUCCGAAAAAAGAUUUGGUCUCGUGGACUUCGAUGAUCGUGGCGCAUGGGUCCCACGGACAGGUGUCCGAGGCUAUGAAGACUUUCGACGAGAUGCUACGCGCGAAUUUGAAACCGGACAGAGUCACUUUCCUAGCCGUGAUCUCAGCUUGCAGCCAUGCGGGAUUAGUCGAAAAGGGUCGGAGUUAUUUUAAUCUAAUGGUGGAUGAGUAUAAAAUCCGUCCCACGACUGCCGAGUACUCGUGCCUCGUGGACCUCUUUUGCCGUGCCGGGAGAUUGCACGAGGCUUACGAGAUUCUCGAGAAAAAUUCUCUGAUCAAAGAGGAUGAUGACUUGCUGAGCACGCUAUUUGCAGCGUGCCAUUUGCGCGGGGAUCUUCUUUUAGGGGAGAAAAUUGCGAGCAUUCUUGUUGAGAAGGGCUCGGAUGAUAUGUCGAUUUAUGUGUGUCUCGAGAAGAUGUAUGCGACCGGGAAGAAAUGGGACGAGGCUCGGAAAGUUAGGUCGAAGAUGAAGGAGCUCGGGUUGAAGAAGAGCCCGGGAUGUAGCUGGAUUGAGGUGGAUGAGAGAAUCGAGUCGUUCUUAGCGGGUGAUUAUAAAACGUGCGCCCGAGCUGAAUCUGUGUACGAUUGUUUGUCGAUAAUGUACGGUCACACAGAGAAGAAGCAAGAAAAUUGUUGA